UCUUCUAUGUCAAGGUCUAGGGUUUGUGUUCCCAUUUGUUGCGCAUGGUACUGUAACUCAAUUGUCAUUUCUCUUCUCUAGCCAUGGAACUUUCAUGCUAAGAUCGAUCUCUUUUCUCCUAAUGAAAAUCUUCCUGUCUUGGAAUGGGUUAGAAGAAAGGAGAGAGAAGGAAGAUGAUAAGGAUCAUGGUCGUCUUGUAGCUAGCUACUCCUGUAGGUCCUAAUCUAUAGUAAUUAUUUCCCGAGUUGAUCUUAGCCCUAAAAACCUUUGUCUGAUUUUUCCUUCUCCUUUGAAAUUAUAAGUCCUGAACCUGGAGCUUGAAAGUAGAAUUAGAAGUGAAAGACAAACAGGAACCAUGGAGGAAAGCCACUGCGCAGAAGGUUCCAAGACAAGUCCUUCUGAACAGAAUGAGGAUGAGGAUGAGAGCGAAGAGAAUGAUAGUGAAGGUAAGCAUAAAAACUGUAGAAGCUCAAGCAACAGCACUGUUGAAGAGAAUGAGAAGAAGGGGCAUUCAGGAGCGGUACGACCAUAUGUUCGAUCCAAGAUGCCAAGACUCAGAUGGACACCUGAUCUCCACCUUCGUUUUGUUCAUGCUGUUGAAAGACUCGGUGGACAAGAAAGAGCCACACCUAAGCUGGUUCUUCAACUGAUGAACAUCAAGGGACUUAACAUUGCUCAUGUCAAAAGCCAUCUACAGAUGUAUCGAAGCAAGAAGAUCGAAGAUCCUGGUCAAGUACUGGCUGAUCAUCGGCAUCUUGUGGAAAGUGGAGAUCCAAAUAUUUACAACCUCAGCCAACUCCCCAUGUUACAAGGACUCAAUCAAAGACCUACUUCUAGUUUCAGAUAUGGAGAUGCUUCAUGGAGUGCCCAUGAGAACUGGAUGCACAGUCCUUUUAUUGGCCGGAGUUCAGUUGAUAAGACCACCAGACCAGGAUUUUAUGGUUCAGUCACUGAAAGGAUAUUUGGUGGCAACAAUAACAAUUCUACUAGUUGCAACUUCCAUAUGGGUACUUCUUUAAAUGAAUACUCUACUUGGGGAACCCAUGUACGGAAAGAUUCAUUCCAGACCUCAUUUCAUGAUCAUGAAUCCUGGCGAGGCCAAGCCGGAUCAAGCCUGAAAGAGCUCAAUCAGUUAACCCAAAUGCAAGCGCAUGUGAGAGAGCGCAGAGAACAUAUGAGUCUCAAGAGCAGGAUCCCUUCAGAUAUGAACACAGCAACGAACCUACAGGAGUGGAAGACAGUGAAAAGGAAGGCUUCGGAUUGUGACCUUGAUUUGAAUCUCUCUCUUAAGUUAACACCAAGGAAUGAUGAGACCGCUCGAGGUUUGGAGCAUAAUGAAGUCGACAGCUGCAAUUUAUCCCUGUCUUUGUACUCACCAUCAUCCUCAAAGCUUAGUAGGUUGAAGGAAGGGCGAGAUGAUAGUAUGGAGCAUGCAACAAGGGCAAGUACUCUUGAUCUGACUAUAUGAAUGGGACAAUUCUAAGUGAGAUCUUGAGGUACUUAUUCUAGAGAAAGCAUUUUAUGAUUGUCUUAUACCAUGAUACAAGUUAUUAAUAGUCAGAACUUUGUUCCUCUUUUUGUUGUUUCUUUUGUCAUUGCCUUCUAUAAUUUAGCUAUCAAACUUGAAUUGGUGACUUUCA
Molecule: messenger RNA, 1640 nt
Organism: Vitis riparia (riverbank grape)
Lineage: Eukaryota; Viridiplantae; Streptophyta; Magnoliopsida; Vitales; Vitaceae
Product: putative Myb family transcription factor At1g14600
Exons: 5
Coding region: 356-1468 (370 amino acids)
Molecular function (GO): DNA binding; DNA-binding transcription factor activity
Source: RefSeq, a predicted model, not a curated record